AUGCAAUUCUGCAAUGGGAGCAGCAGGUGGUGGACAAUGGAAAGAGCAAUGAAAUAUAUAAGAAAGACUACCGGACAUGGCAAGUCAAAUAUGAAUCCAAGAUCCCAGCGAGAUACGCAGGACAUGAAUAAAAGUUCUUCUUUAAGUAAGAUGUUGUCCCUCUUGGGUUAUUACUUCCAGGCUAUGACGCUUCCGCCAUCGUGGCACGUCAUAGGCAAAUACCUAGCUUCUAGCGCCCAAAACUCUAUUGAUAAAAAUGAAAUUAUAGACUGCCAGGCGAGAGCUCAGAAAAGAAUCCGGAUUAAACAAAUAAUAAAAGCAGAAAAAAUACAGAGAAAUGUACAAAGAGACAUAGAAACAGAAGCGGACACGCUGGAUGGCCUAGAUAACGUCCUAGAAAGCAACCAAAGCUGCGCAGCUUGCAGAGGUCUUCUCAGGUCAAUAGAAGAGUUCUCAGAAGAACAUCUAUCAAUGAAUCUUUACCCGCCUGAUGAAGACUACAGAUCAAUAAACCCAAAGGCAUGCAGCUUCAUGGCGAUUAGCAAGCUGAACCCUAUCCAGCACGCCUACAUACAGAAUGUGCUCCGCAUGGCACCAAACUACACGUGCUCCAAAAACUACAAGGAAUUUGAGCACCGCGAUAUUAAUGCUUUGGAUAAUAUAGAGUCAUACUCUGUUGAAAUGCGGAUGCUUGAGGCACAUAACCAGAUGAAGAAAUUUUACACCGAACUAAAAGAAAUUCGCGAGAAGCUUUUGGAGCCGCAACUGAAAAUGAGCGCCUUCAAGGACUUUGAAAUAGCAGCACAAACAUACUUUGCAUAUAUCAAUAGGCAGGUUGCGAAAUUUUCAGAUGUGCUAUUGGGAUUCACAUACAAUAAAAAGACACUCAAUACAUUGAAAGAAAGAAAAAAAGCUCUGCACCUUGCGCAUCCCAAAAAUGAGGCAGAAAGACGACAAAAGGAGUAUAUAAUGGCAAAUAAAAGUAAAUUUUAUCCGGAAAUUGAGCAUGCUGCAUUUGCAAAGGGCGCUAUGCUCAACAUGAUAUUCCAGAUAGAAGAACUAGUCCCGCACAUUGAUGCCAUAUAUAAUAUUAUUAAACAAGGAGGUAGUGAUGCACCCAUUGAUCUAAAUUGUAUAAAAAAGCAUAUUCCAGAGCUGAAAAAAGCACUGGCAAAGUCUUUUGAUAGCAUAAUUGACUUUAACCCCGAUUCCUUUGAUAAUGAGAUGCUUUCUAAUGCCGGAGCUACAAUGGAGGAAGCUCUAAAGAUAUUUAGGCCUAUGAUGCAUAUAGUAACCAGAAGCGCGAUAGAAAUCUUUGCUCAACUUGACAAAGUAGAUGAGUGUCUAAUAAAAGACCUUGCUCCUGACUCCAAUGGUACUAACCCCCGUGUUAAAACACCAGCAGAUAUGCCCAAAAAAGGAUCCACAACAGCGGAAAAAGACAAUCCUUCUAAGUUAAAUAAAAAGCCUGCGAUAGAUCAAACAGAUGAGUCCGAUCACGGUCCCCAACCAUCUGGAGAUUCUGUCUGCAGUGAAAGAGAGAAAGAUCAGGCUAAAAGAAUAGCAGAUACUUAUGCAAAAACUCUUGAUGUAAUGAUGGAGUUCAUAAAGGGUUUGUGUGCCUCUAUACACAAUAACUACCUUUCUGAUAGUGAUAUUGUGGAUAAGAAUGAGGAAAAGGACAAUAAUGGCUUUGAUUAUAUGUUUCCAUCGCUUGUUCAAAAAAGCGAACAACUCAAAAAUCAACUAAAAUCUGUUGACACCCUGCGAAAUCGCCCAGGAACAAACUCAGACGAAUUAUAA
Nematocida ausubeli is the source of this 1803-nucleotide messenger RNA. RefSeq lists its product as uncharacterized. The coding region runs from base 1 to 1803 and encodes 600 amino acids. The record is from RefSeq and is a predicted model, not a curated record. Lineage: Eukaryota; Fungi; Microsporidia. The transcript has a single exon.